CCGCGGUUGAGUGCACACACACACACGUGGCCAGCUGUUAGGGGUCAUCCGGGAAGGUAAAUGUUCGCUUCGAUUGUUGGUCGGCGAAAAAACGGUUCGGAAUAAUUUAUCUCCGCGGUGGUGGCGUCGUCGACGGUGCGCCUUGGGCAUUAGUUCAUAAUUCGUGCGAAGUUCGCCGUGCCGUGAACCAUCUGACGCAGUGCACAUCCGUCUCAGGGUUUGGGGGCUGAUGCGGAUGACGCUGGUACGCUAUGCUACCGCGUGAUUUACGGUUACGCUCCGGGCGGACCAGCAACGCACCACGGUGCGAUCGUGAUUGAGUUACUAAUCCGGAAAUGAACAUGGGACUUCAUCUUUCUCGCGCCGGGCCGGGCGAAGAUGCUGAUGUACUGCAGCAAUGCGGAAUGGGCACUUCUUUCGGGGUUUGUGGACGCGUACGGUGUACGGAGGAAAGUAAACGUAAAGGAUUCAAAACAUUUUGAUGCUAAAAAGUUGAAUCUUAUCACAGUGUCAGCAAUUUAUGCAAAGUAUCAAAGAAUGAAAUUAUAUUUUUUUUAAUUAAAAGGCUUAACAACAGGCAAGGAUGUGUCCAAAGGGAGAAUUUGAGAUAGUACCAGCCUAUACCUAUACACAGCUGGAUAGUCAGUCCUUACUAUAGGUUCUUUCGAGGCUUGAACCCACGACGAGCAUGUUGUGUUGUUAAGUCGUGCGAGUUUACGACUGAUCCACGGGACUCGCACAGGGUUCUUCUUCUUCUUUGGCACAACAACAGUUGUCGGUCAAUGUCUGCCUGCCUGUACAACGCGUUAGGCGUAGCUUUCAGUGACUAAUUGGCUAUUGGAUAGUAAUUCCUACGUCCAUUCGCCUGUGCAAAUUGAGGGAUUGAGCCCAUGACGAGCAUAUUGUUAAGUUGUGCGAGUUGAUGACUGUAUCACGAGAGCGGCCUAAAACUGUUACAGGCUACUGUAACGUAAAACAGCUUGAAUUGGAUUGAUGAACAAUGCGACAAAGACAAAAUACCGGUAAGCUGAGGACCCUAUCAGUGGUGGAACAUCCACCAGAGAAACCAGAGUGUGUAUUAAUCGAAGAUAAUAAUUUAAAAGGUCCAGAGGUCCUCUCGCGGUGGGCUCAGUACUUUGAUCAAUUACUCAACGACCAUUUUAACGAGCAGCUAGAGGCUCCACUAGCAGAUAGUGUCAUGCUACCUAGCAUCGACGAAACCCAAAAAGCUAUACGUCGGUUGAAAAAUAACAAGUCACCCGGAACCGACGGAAUGGCAGUUGCACGAUUAGAAAACAAAACUCAUCAAAUUAUUACUGAGGUGUGGGAUAGCGAAUCUCGAUGCCUUGUAAUUGGAAUCUCGGCAUCAUCUACGUCAUAUACAAGAAUGAACCUUCAGGAUAUACUUGUCCCGCACUCUUAAGAGAUAUUCGGAAACCAUCAAAGAGGAUUCCGAAACGAAAAAUCAACCAAAACGAACCAUCUCUUCAUUGACUUCUAAGCUGCAUACGAUAGCAUAGCCAGGGUACGUCAGGGUACCAACGUCACUUUCCAGAUUCCAAUCUAUGCUAGACGUUUCAAUAAUGCCUUAUUUUCUGUAUUCUACGACUUAUUGAAAGCAUCGCUCACAAUAUCUACAUUUACGGCAGAAAAACCGGUCUAGGCGAACCGUGCGAUCCAGUGACACUGAAUUUCCUUCGGAUGAAUAACUUACUACUGUUGUUAUUUUUCAUAGUUUUGCCAAUAGUGCUCUGUAACUUACCCAGGGUAGCUUGGCAACACGGACGGCCACCCUUUGUUUAUCUAUCUACACAUCGAAUAGCUUUACAGCGACUGGUUUGCAUUUCGAUACACGGUUUUGUAAACGGUCUGCGGUAUCUAUGCAAGCGCUGAUAUUCAACAAAUUACGCUUUCAUGUUGCUAUGGAAUCCAAUUUCGCUCGUAGCCAUCCAUUUGUAGAAUUCUCAUCAGACCGUACGUGGCCGGUAUGCUCGGUAAACGAUCUCAGUCUGGCGGGUGCAGCUCACCGAGUACGCAACAAUGAGCGACGGCAUUAGGAGGACACGAAGCGUUCAGCUGAAGUAUCUUGCUACGCUGCACCAGAUCGGUAAACCGCUGGAGGAACCGAUCAUCGGUAGACACUUCAAGCUGCCGGAACGGCCACGGCCGGCUGAGCAUCCCGUUUUCGAUAUGUCACUGCUAUAUAUCCCAAUCUACUGUCACCUGGUUCUGCACCCACCGGAAGAGAUUGCACGUCCCGCGACACCGGAGUUGAUUACACGGGCGCGUAUGGAGAAGACGCUGGAAAACUGGCUAGACUGAGAGUGGAUUUUUCCCAGCUUUCAAGGGCCAUGUAAGUGAAACAGUUCUCAACAUCCGUCACAGUGAUUUUGGGGUGUGCAUGUGCCCAAUGUGAAUCGUUUGCAACUGAAAAGUUAUGUCUUUUUAUUUUGUAAAAAUGGCAUUCGAAAUAUUUCUGUUACAUGCUUGGACCAAGUAAAAUCAUACACACACAGGUGCUCUGCAUACUACUUUGUAACGCGACGCGUAUCUGGAUUGCGGUUCUUCUUGGCCUCUAAUUGCUUCACUUUUUGGCGCUUCUGCGACGUCUCCUGUCUCAACUCAGCCUGCUUUGCCUUCUUAUUAUCCAACUGCUUCUCGAGCGCAAUGUUUUCCUGUUCCAGGUCCUCCGUUUCCUUCUGCUUAGCAUCCGCCUCCGUGCGGCGUGCCUGCGUUUCGCGCAACUUAAACGCGUGCCGCUCUUUCAGAUGGGUGAACACUUUAUUUAGAUUAUCGCUUGGGCGUGCUAGUCCAUCCUUGGGCAGGCGGAACCGUCGCAGAUUGGUAUCAAUCUCGCCGUGUAGCCCCUGCAGCAGCUGCUCCUGUUGUAUCUGCUCGUUGGUAAGCUGCUGCACCUCAGCCCUCAGCUCGUUGACUUCGGCCUCGAGCUGUUCGUUACCCUGCAGUGGCACAUCACCCUGCUGUGUGAUGUAGUGGGACAGACUUUGCACGCUGUUGAUGGCAUCUGUGGCACUGCAGCGUCCUUGUGCACGCUGCAACUUUUCCGCCACGCUUGUCAGGGCGAUGUACUGUAAUAGCCGGUCCAGGUACGGCUUGUCACUUUCUUUGCAACACAGACCAUGCUCGAGUUGAUAGUCGAUCUUGCAGUGCUGGUCAGCAUCGUGUACUGCAGAAUGGGCUACGUUUCUGAAAAGUGCACGUAAACUGUUACAAUCCCAGUCAUUAUGCGAUAGUGUAAGAUUCUUUAGCGUAUGACUGGUGCUAAGCUUAAGGGUCACGAUGGAGUUGUGGUCAAGGUAAAGGUACUCCACCCUAUCAAACUGCGGCUGGUUACGUUCCACGUGCAGCAGAUGAUUGUGCGACAGAUCGAGCACUUUGAGCGUUGGGAUGGGUUGACCGUAAAGAUUGAGCGCCACAAGGUGGUUGUUGGAGACGUACAGUCGCUCCAAGCGCUGCAUUUUGACAAAGUGUUGGUAAGUUAUCUUCUCCAACUGGUUGUAGGAAAGAUCCACGUCAACCAGUCCGGGAUAGUUCAGCAGCCAGGCAGUGUCAGUCAAGUUGUUGUGUUGCAGCUUCAAAAUGGUCAACUCCACGUUGACGGGCCCGCGUACGACGUUGAUGGUAUUGUGCGAUGCGUCUAGUUCUUCGACCGCGAUCGGUAUGGCAAGCGUUGAGAGCAGGUUGUAACUGACGUUGACGUGGAAGAGACUGGGAAUGAGAGCAAGGUCAACAUGCGUAAGCCUGUUGCUGGACAGUUGAAGAUUUUGAAGCUCUGUAGUCGCUUGGAAAGUGUCGUCUUCGAUGCGUUCCAGGUUGUUGUUCGACAUCGCCAGCAUGCUGAGCUUGGGUGUGUUGUGGAAGAUUCCGCGUGGCAGGCUGAUUAAAUCGUUCCGUUCCAGCACAAGCACCGUGAGCAGUGGGACGUUCUGAAACACGUACGGUGGCAAAUAUCGAAUCGCAUUGAAUCCCAUGUACAGCUUCUGAAUUGUGUGCGCGUAAGCGAACGCGUUCGUAUCGAUCUCCUCUAUCUGCAGGUCAUUCAGAUUGAGCAGCUCAACCUGGCGGAAGGAGGCGAGUAAAGCAGCGGGCAGUUUGCGCAUGGUAGAGUUUUUGAAGGUAACAUUCUUCUGGUUGUUUAGUGUCAUAUCCUCAAAGCCAAAGUAUACGUCUUGCGUUUGCAUGUCAAUGUGCACAUCGUAGAACACACAGUCGUACUGCAGAUUACCCUCAAUGCAUUUGUAUUCGGGCUGUCGUGGUCUUACGUUAUAGCGUUGCUGACCUCCGUAUUUUGGCUGACUUCUGUAGAUUGUUUGACCUAUAUGGGUUGGAGUUCCGUACGGCAGCUGCCCUCUGUUGGCUGGCAGACCUCCGUUGGCUGGAAGUCCUCCGUUGGCUGGAAGACCUCCGUUGGCCGGCAAACCUCCGUUGGCUGACUGACCUCCGAAGUUUGUGUCUCUUGUGUAGGUUGUGUGACCUUGUGUGUAGGUUGUGGCUGGCAGACCACCGUUGGCUGGCUGACUUCCGUAGAUGUUGUAUCCGUUCACAUGGAAAGAAGGUUUGGUGGUCGCAACAGGCUGCUCUUCCGUAUACCAAUAAUUAUUGCCCCCAACAGCUGCAACACUACCACAUGUGAAGAAAAUCACA
Messenger RNA from Anopheles gambiae (African malaria mosquito), 4665 nucleotides. Its product is annotated as WD repeat-containing protein on Y chromosome. The record is from RefSeq and is a predicted model, not a curated record. Bases 2041 to 2322 code for a protein of 93 amino acids. The transcript is spliced from 2 exons. NCBI's taxonomy places the organism in Eukaryota, Metazoa, Arthropoda, Insecta, Diptera, Culicidae.